AUGGCUGGAUCACGUGCUCCACGCCUGAGGAGGCAGAGGUACCAGCAGGGGCAGCAGGCCCACAAGGACCAGCUCAAGGAGAGCACCACCUACUCGGACCUGCUGGCAACAACAAUUCCUGCCAACAGCUCCCAGAGCGCAGCCAAGGUCGCCCGAACCCUUGGAAUCGUUCAGGACGUCUCGUACCCUGCGUCCAGCCCAGCGUUGCCACAGCAAAGUGAAGGCGACAACGCCGCCCAACGCGUGUCGAAACUUGAGGACACAGCACUGUACCACGAGGCCAUCAAGCCAAACACGACCCAACCAGCAACCAAGAUGGCGGAACUGAGCAAGGAGGUCGAGGCCGACAGCCAGGGUACUCAGCAGCCCGAGGCCAACGACGACAAGGCGAUCGCCGACAAGAUGGUCGACGACCACAACGACACCGAUGACGAGACCGAUGAUGACAAUACCAGUGACAACAAGAUGCCUGUCGUCACCUCCGUCCCAGCCAGCCAGAACCGCAAUUGCGGCGUAACCAUCUGGAACUUGCCAAAGAACACCACCGAGCCCAUGAUAAUCGAGGCCAUCACAGCCCACAGCCCCAUCGGCAAGGUCUACGCCUGCGAUGUCUACGUCAUCCCAGGCCCCAACAACGUCCCGCCCGCCAUGGCCGUCGCCAGCGUGCGCUUCAUGGGCGCCGAGUCGGCCACGCGCCUCGUCCUGAUCGGCAACGACCCCGACCCCGAGAAGGGCAUCUUCGUCAAGGGCCAGCGGGCCAAGAUCAGGCUCGCCUGCCACCACCAGCCCGCGUACCUCUCCGAGCCGGCCAGCCGCGUCGUCAUCUUCCGCGGGCCGAGGGCCAUCGUCAACCCCGUGGCGCUCCGCAAGCUCUGGGGCACCAUGGAGCAGACCGAGAAGCUGAUCAUCGGGAAGGUGGAGAAGGGCAUCUGUGAGAUUGAGUGGCGGUUCUGCGCUUAUGCCUACAACGCAGAGCCCGCCUUUCAUAUUUUCCAAGACCUCUACGGGGAGCGUGAGGACUGUUCGGUGCGUGAGGUCGUUCUUGUCGACGUCGGCAGCGGCCUGGGCCACAGCCUCCAGGAGCUCAAGGCAAAGCACCCCUCCCUCCCGGGCACGUUUAUGCUCCAGGACCGGGUCGAGGUGAUCAACACAGUGACCAGCGAUUAA
This is a messenger RNA of Diaporthe batatas, 1167 nucleotides long. RefSeq lists its product as uncharacterized. The record is from RefSeq and is a predicted model, not a curated record. Lineage: Eukaryota; Fungi; Ascomycota; Sordariomycetes; Diaporthales; Diaporthaceae. The coding region runs from base 1 to 1167 and encodes 388 amino acids. The transcript has 6 exons.